AUGGGUAAAGAAAAGACUCACAUCAACGUCGUUGUCAUCGGUCACGUCGACUCCGGCAAAUCUACCACCACCGGUCACUUGAUCUACAAGUGCGGUGGUAUUGACAAACGUACCAUCGAGAAGUUCGAGAAGGAAGCCGCUGAACUGGGCAAGGGCUCCUUUAAAUAUGCCUGGGUUCUCGACAAGCUCAAGGCCGAACGUGAGCGUGGUAUCACCAUUGAUAUCGCUCUCUGGAAGUUCGAGACCCCCAAGUACUUCGUUACUGUCAUUGAUGCCCCUGGUCAUCGUGACUUUAUCAAGAACAUGAUUACUGGUACCUCUCAGGCCGAUUGUGCCAUUCUCAUCAUUGCCGCCGGUGUUGGUGAGUUCGAAGCUGGUAUCUCUAAGGAUGGUCAGACUCGUGAACAUGCUCUUCUCGCAUACACCCUUGGCGUCAGACAACUCAUCGUCGCUAUCAACAAGAUGGACACCACCAAAUGGUCUGAGGAUCGAUUCCACGAAAUCGUCAAGGAAACUUCCAACUUCAUCAAGAAGGUCGGCUACAACCCCAAGACUGUUCCCUUCGUCCCCAUCUCCGGCUUCAACGGCGACAACAUGAUCGAUGUCUCACCCAACGCACCAUGGUACAAGGGCUGGGAGAAGGAGACCAAGACCAAGUCAACCGGCAAGACCCUUCUCGAAGCCAUUGACAGCAUCGACCCUCCCACCCGACCAACCGACAAGCCGCUUCGUCUUCCCCUUCAGGAUGUGUACAAGAUUUCCGGUAUCGGCACAGUUCCAGUUGGUCGUGUCGAGACUGGUAUCAUCAAGGCCGGUAUGGUGGUCACCUUCGCUCCCGCCAACGUUACCACCGAAGUCAAGUCCGUUGAAAUGCACCACGAACAGCUCACCGAAGGUGUCCCAGGUGACAAUGUUGGCUUCAACGUCAAGAAUGUCUCUGUCAAAGAAGUUCGUCGUGGAAACGUCGCUGGUGACUCCAAGAACGACCCUCCCAAGGGUGCUGAUUCUUUCAACGCGCAAGUCAUCGUCCUGAACCACCCAGGUCAAGUUGGUGCUGGCUAUGCACCGGUACUCGAUUGCCAUACUGCACACAUUGCUUGCAAGUUCUCCGAGCUGCUUGAGAAGAUUGAUCGCCGAACUGGAAAGUCUGUCGAGGACGCUCCUAAGUUCAUCAAGUCUGGUGAUUCCGCCAUCGUCAAGAUGGUUCCAUCCAAGCCAAUGUGUGUUGAGGCAUUCACUGACUACCCACCUCUUGGUCGAUUCGCCGUCCGUGACAUGAGACAGACCGUCGCUGUUGGUGUCAUCAAGUCGGUUGCCAAGACCGACAAGGGUGGUGCUGGCAAGGUCACCAAGGCUGCCCAAAAGGCCUCGAAGAAAUAG
This is a messenger RNA of Endocarpon pusillum Z07020, 1380 nucleotides long. RefSeq names its product Elongation factor 1-alpha. The transcript is spliced from 5 exons. NCBI's taxonomy places the organism in Eukaryota, Fungi, Ascomycota, Eurotiomycetes, Verrucariales, Verrucariaceae. The record is from RefSeq and is a predicted model, not a curated record. Gene Ontology annotation, molecular function: translation elongation factor activity; GTPase activity; GTP binding. Bases 1 to 1380 code for a protein of 459 amino acids. Gene Ontology annotation, biological process: translation; translational elongation.